Rotaria sp. Silwood1 is the source of this 651-nucleotide messenger RNA. NCBI's taxonomy places the organism in Eukaryota, Metazoa, Rotifera, Eurotatoria, Philodinida, Philodinidae. The record is from the annotation of a GenBank genome assembly.
AUGGAUCACGACCAUCAUGAUCAUAUGCAUCAUCAUGAUGAUAUAGUUGUUACUACAGCUACGAUGAUGACCCAUGUUCAUGAAAUGAUGAAACAACAAACAAAUACAAGUUCAGCUCAUAGUGCACAUGGUUCUAAUGUUCAUGAUAUGAUAAUGGCAAUGACCUUCCAUGGUGGUUUCAAAGAACAAAUUUUAUUUGAACAAUGGCAUACACAAACAAUGGGUGCAUUUAUCGGAUCUUGGUUACUUAUUUUUUUCGUUGCUGUGCUCUAUGAAGGAUUAAAAACUGUUCGAGAUCAAUUAUUAAAACGCGAUGGAUGUCCAUGUGGUCAAGAACGUGAACGUCAACCAUCACUUUUACAUCAUCAAGGUCAACAAUAUGAUAAUUCUAAUAAUAACAAUGAUUUAAUACCAAGAGUUCAAACAGUAAAAGCCUGUACUCAUAAAAGAGCUCGUUUAUUAAGUCUUAAUCAUCUUAUUCAAACAAUUUUACAUAUUCUUCAAAUGGGUAUUAGUUAUUUAUUAAUGUUAAUAGCUAUGACAUUUAAUAUUUAUUUAUUUGCGGCUAUUAUACUCGGCGCUGGUUUAGGUCAUUUCUUAUUUGCUUGGCGUCGUAUGUUUAUUAUUGAUUAUAAUGAACAUUGCCAUUGA